GGGGCGCCUUGACUCCGCUGUGGCGCUCUGGGAUUACUAACCGCUUCACUAAGAAAACUUGUUCAAACUUAACAACUCUGCCUUUUUACUGCGACACUGCGGCUUCUUCUCUUCUGCAGUGUCUUUUCUGAGAGACUACGACGUUUGUUUUAUUCACACUGGAGGAACGAAGGAAACAAUAAGAUACUCUGACAGCUGCUGCUGCUCUACUUACCUGCUGGGCGGAUCAUCAUUGAAGAUAAGGAGGAAGGAGGCGCAACCUGAAGGCUUUUGAGUUAUUGCACCGUCUACGCCCACGACUCCCCAUCCGCCCUCCUCCAGUACCUCUCUGAUUUUUAAUGAUUCCCCAUGGGUGAUGGACUGCCAACCUGUGCAGGGUGUACAGCACUAUGCCCCUAGCCCAUUGUGAAUUCUGGGAUUGAUGAGAGAAGUCUACUUUCACUUCCUGCUCUCCAGAGUGACCACGCCCACUUCUAGACUUUCAUCCUGGCAUCUGUAUAAGGAGACAGAUCCCCCUCUACAGCAGAUUCACAGGAAGUUUGUCGGAGAAUAAACGCUCUUGGAAGGAGAAUCUCAAAGGGGGGGUUCAGUCCCCGAAGCCUGCCAACCAUCCCAUCUUUAAAACUCUCAUCUCUGAGACUGGUCCUGUUGAGUUCACUUUCUGAGAGAGAUAGGAGGAGCUAAAGACUGGUGGAUUAUUGGAUCACUGGACGUAGGAAAACCUGUCUGUGGGAGGUGAGUCCGCCGAAGGCCAUGUGUUUCUGCUGAGGUCUCAUCUUCUGCCAAAAUGAGGCUGAUGCCCGGCUCGCCUCCACCCGUCCUGCCAGUCGUCCUGGCUCUCACCUUAGCCGCCUUCUUACCUCAGCUGUCCUCAGGAGCCACACCGUUCCCCCAAGACCUGGAACCCAUCAGCGUUGUGGGCAGAGAAUCCUCCUAUCUCUACCCCAGCUUCCAGGGUCUCAUGUCAGACAAUGACACAGUCCGUCUGGGUUUGGACUUCCAGAGGAUGCUGAGGAUUAACCACAUGCUCUACAUUGCUGCACGGGAUCAUGUGUUUGCUGUCAAUCUCGCCUCUUCAUCUGAGCAGAUCAUCCCACAGCAGAAACUGACUUGGAAGACGAAGGAUGUGGAGAAGUGCACUGUGAGAGGGAAAAACAGCGACGAAUGUUACAACUAUAUCAAAGUUCUGGUGCCUCGCAAUGACGAGACGCUUUUUGCCUGUGGCACCAACGCCUUCAACCCCACCUGCCGUAACUAUAAGAUGGCAACUUUGGAGCAGGAGGGGGAGGAGGUAGUGGGACAAGCUCGGUGUCCCUUUGAGUCCCGCCAGUCCAAUGUCGGCCUUUUUGCAGGUGGUGAUUUUUACUCGGCCACCAUGACCGACUUCUUGGCAAGCGACGCAGUGAUUUACAGGAGUCUGGGAGAAAGUAGUCCUGUUCUACGUACAGUAAAGUACGACUCCAAAUGGCUGAGAGAGCCCCAUUUCCUCCACGCCAUUGAGUACGGGAACUACGUGUACUUCUUCUUCAGUGAGAUUGCGGUGGAGUACACAACUCUUGGCAAGGUUGUUUUCUCCAGAGUGGCACGUGUUUGUAAGAAUGACAACGGCGGUUCACCGAGGGUGCUUGAACGUUACUGGACGUCAUUCCUCAAAGCUCGGCUGAACUGCUCCGUCCCCGGCGACUCUUUCUUUUACUUUGAUGUUCUGCAGUCGCUGACGAACGUGCUGCAGAUCAACCACAGGCCAGCUGUGCUCGGAGUCUUCACCACACAGGCAAACAGCAUCACCGGGUCAGCGGUGUGUGCUUUCUACAUGGACGACAUCGAGAAGGCGUUCAGUGGAAAGUUUAAAGAGCAGAGGAACAGUGAAUCCGCGUGGACGCCCGUACCAGAGGAGCAGGUCCCUAAACCAAGGCCGGGAUGCUGCGCUGGCGAAGGCUCAGCCGCCGCCUACAAGUCAUCUACAACUUUUCCUGAUGAAACCCUGACUUUCAUCAAGUCGUACCCGCUCAUGGACGAGUCCGUCCCCUCGGUCAAUGACAGACCCUACUUCACCCGGACCACCAGCAGAUUCAAGUUGACCCAGAUUGCUGUGGACACAUCUGCGGGGCCGUAUAAGAACCACACAGUGAUUUUUCUGGGCUCAGACAACGGCCAUGUGCUAAAGAUCCUGGCCAGCACUGAGGGAGCAAACGCAUCCUUCAACACCCAAGUCCUGGAGGAUAUCGACGUCUACAACCCCAACAAAUGCAACGUUCGGGGGGAGGACAGGAGGGUGCUGGGUCUCGAGUUGGAUCGAGACCAUCAUGCAUUGUUUGUGGCAUUCUCCAGCUGCGUGAUCCGUGUGCCGCUGAGCCGCUGCUCUGACUACAGCUCCUGCAAAAAGAGCUGCCUGUCCUCACGGGACCCCUACUGCAUCUGGAUCAAGUCAGGCACCUGUGCCACCGUCUUACCUGGCUUCAAAGGUGGGUUUGAGCAGGACGUGGAGAACGGCUACCAUCAGCAUCCUGAUACCUGCCACGAUGUGCUGGCGACAACCCGCAGGCAGAACACGGCGCUAGAUUCGGCGUAUGGGAAGACCACACCCACAAGCGCCAGCACAACCUUUCAUGGGGCGGCAUUCCCAAAGGAGGCAGGUGACCCUGAAAGAGGUACAGGUCCUGAUGGCCCUCCCUCCGUGGGGGAACAAGGGUCACCUGACUCGGAGCCAAUCAGUGUGGAGAUGGAGGGUGUGAGGCGACCACCAGAUCUGGAGAAGACCAAUCACAGUGUUCACUAUACUCUCCUGAUUGCUUGCGUCUUGGUUGCCUUCGUCCUUGGUGCCUUCCUGUCCGGCUUCCUGGUCUCCUGCUACUGCAACCACACAGGCCACAAGACCAAGAAGCUGUCAAAAGAUCCUGAGGCCCCAAUCCCGCAUGCCCUAUCCCUCCGCAGCCUGGCCAAGCUCAAUGGCCUUCUGGACAGCCAAAGCAAGGACGACAAGCUGGAGGUUUCAUCCCCAAAGAUCUACAAUUCUUUCUUUGCCAACAGCAAGGAGCAUCAUCAGCCGAGGAGAAAUGGUCAUCAUGGAAUGACAAUGGGCGACCUGGUCCACCAGCACCACCACCACCAUCUCCACCAUUCUUCAGAGCUGUCUGGUCUUCCUACACCAGACUCAACCCCAGAACUUCCUAUUAAAAGCAUGAAAGCCUUCAAGAACCAAUGGGAGAAGAACCAGAAUUGUAACAACGCCAAGGAGCCAAAGUCUCACAACAUAGGAUCUAGGCCCAGCUCGGCCCUGCUUCACCAGCAGGUCUUCCCAUACUCCCAUGCCCUGUCUAAUGGGCAGCCACUGGUCGGGGGCCACCUUCAUCCAGAAGAGCGCAAAAUCCACAAUGUUGAGCGUGUGCUAUCACAGCAGCCUUAUCCUGGUUACUCUCAGAAAGUGAUGGAAGUGACGUCUCUGGACGAGCUCCUGAAGCACAUUCAUGAUGCAAGCAGCAGCAAGAACUCCCAGUUAAUGAGCCCAUCAGGUCUAAUGGCCAGUGGUGGUGGAGGCCAGCUAGCAUUCGCUAACCGAAUCCAGCCCCAGAUUCCAGAGACAGAAUCAGCUCCUUACUACAGCUCAUCCACUUUACCUAGAGACAGCCUCACUCGACGUAUGGAUGUUCCUCCAGAUAUUCCCCCACACCACCAGUCCACCCUGGAGAGGAGGCACUCCUCCCAGAGGCACUCUCUGAUUGCUGCAGCCACCAAGAUGCCCAAUGGAAGCGCAGGAGGAGGCGGCGGGGGAGGAGGUAUGAUCCCUCGCCAACACAGCUUUAGCCAACGAAAUGGUGGGUCACAUCAGCCACCUCCCCUUCUGGCACGGAUGAACUCAACAGGCAGUGCCUGUGAAGUUCACUACCCUCUUAUCCCCAACGGAUACCUGGCACGCCAGCACAGCUACAAUGGAGACCAGCAAGAGGUUCAACAGAGAGGUGCUAUCAUACGUCGGGCCACCUCUCUUAAACCUGACGUCCCUCCUAAGCCCUUGUUCAUACCUGCCACUUCCCCAGUCAACCAGCAGGGAAAGUUCAACUACUGAGGAGAGGAAUGCUCCUGGACUAGAGCAGGAGUCUCGCUCAUUGUGUCUUCUUAAAGGAACUUCCCUUUGAAGGCAUGCAUUGGGUUUGAGGAUGCAGACCAUCCCAAGAAAACACUACCAACUGGGUGGCAGCCAGUGUCACUGUGGACGAAAGCCUCAACCAAACUUGUUUUUCCCUCUUCUUUUUGUCCAACGAAUAUCUUUGUACCAUAUUGGUAUUGCUCAGCUACUUGCUUAUUAUAGAACUGUUGACUUGGGUGACGUGAAGCCACCUCCUUAUUUUAGGCUGCCAAUGUCCUCAGUGUGGAUUUACAAUGCAACUUAGUUUUUGGACUCAUUGAUGUUGGAAAAACUGUUCGCAUCAAUCAUCUUGAAGACUCUGAAGCCGGAGGCUCCUGCAAUGCUUAAAUUCAUGCUUUUGCUUAACCUUUUCUGAUGUAGUGUUGGUAACCAGUCCCCACCCACCCCACCCUCGAAUGUGUUUAUAUUAUGCAUGUGUGUGUAUAUAUAUGUGUGUUUAUAUCCACACCGUAUAUGUAUACAUAUACAUAUGCAGUAUAUGUAACCUGUGGUGAAAAGUCAGCAAAUUCCCCUGAAAGUAGUUAUGUCUUUGCCUUACUAUACUCUGUCAUCUUUGGGCAUAUCAAACGAUCCCCUAAAGACAGACCCUGAGAAAUAUCUUUGGGUCACCACAUCAUGCACUCCAUCAAUUAACGCUCAUUGUCAGUUGGCUAAAGUAGUGAACCAAAUUUGUUCAGUCUAUCAAGAGGAAGAAAAUACUUCAACAAAGCAGCUAAAUACAGUAGUCUUCUCUCUUUUUUUCCCGUCCCAGCAGAUGUCAGGUUAAAGAGAAGCACUUGGGUCCAUUUAAGUUUUUCAGAAUGUUUCUCUAAGAUUGGUGCUCUACAAAUCCAGUUAGUCUCAACCGCAGUUUCCAUCGGGUCUGUCCGCACUGUGUGCUAUGUUCACCGCCACUCAGAGCAAAUGGCAGCCGGUCUUGUCAACCUUUAUAUUUCCACAGCACAUGCCACAAUCCGUCUCUAGUAUGUGCUAGAAGUGCUACCCCACCCUGCUCUGUUUGAGAUACUUGCCAAGUCUUUGUACAACAGAGCUGCUGCCAUUAUGCAUCAGCCUGCAUAGAGUAGACCAACCAAAACAGGAAGUCAGACAUGGGAAUGCAAUCUGUUUCAAAAUACCACACCAGGUACAGAUAGCCAAUUGUAUAUCCCAUCACUUAGUCAACAUAACACCAAAACAGGAGGCAAAUUGACCCUGAAUAGGCAGAGUAAAAUGCAAACCUAGCUGCUCAGACAUGGGUGUCCCAUUGAUCGAUACAAAAUCAUGGAACGCAUGGAAUGCACACGGACCCUGUGGAAAUUGCGCAUUACAUCCUCUGUCAUUACAAAAAAGUAUUUUGGACCCAAAGAGGAUGAACGCCAUGCCAUCCGGCAUCAUAAGAGGGAUGAAAAAAUAUAGAAAGACCGCAGUUAUUCUAAUUAUUAACUUUGUGGCUAUUGGGUGUAAAUAAAGGAAUAAUUACUAGCCAAAUUUUAACUGUAUGUGUAAAUGUGUGCCUUAUUUAAUAAUAGUGUGUGACAUGGGGGUAGGGGUAAAUGCAAGGGGCUCAAAUGGCUACUAAGCUACAGUAUAUUGUAGGUGUUUAAUUUUGUAUGGUUGUCAGUGUGUCAUACAGUAUCUAUUGUACAUUUGAAGAGUUUCAUUCCAGAAUGAGAUAUUUGUCACUUAAAAACUGAUAACUGCAAUUAUGAUUGUAACACUCACUAAUGAAUCCUACUUUAUGUUAAAUCCUGAGCCUUUUUUUACAAAGUAAUAUUGUACAAAUAUGUUUUUUUGAAAAGAUUAAACCCUCUAUAAACAGCAUAUAUUGUUUUUAGGAUGGAUACAGUGUUUUGGAAUGAAACCCUUCAUUUCUCUUGUUUGUUUUUCUUUUCCCAAAAGUGUGAGCCUGCAGAUUUUUUUUGGGAGUGUUUGACGAGUAAACACAGCCUGGGACUGCAGACAUUCAGGUUUGAUGCCUCCAAGUUUAUGUCACUUUCCACUGGGUGUCACUUUCCCUAUAGGUGCCAAUAUUAUCUCUUUGUUUUUAUUCUUUUAGCAGUAGCGUUAGCAUCUCUUUGGCUUUCUUAUGGAGCAGUUCACACUUCCUCUUUGAGUUAUGAUCUACAGAGUGGUAACCUUUGUAGAAGUCAGUGGUGUGUGAAUGUUUCAGCUUCAUACUCUUGUGUUUUUGUCAUUAUGUAGAGGGAACUCUUGAGAAUUAAAAACACUUGUUAUAGUUUUAUACAAGAGUAUGAGAACAAAAACAGAAUGAAGGCAUGGACCUGGACCAUUGACUGUAAAAUCAAAGUGGAUGUAGUUUCUUGUUAUCAAAAUAAAGCCAAUGUGGAAAGCUUAAAGUUGCAUUUUAUACUGACCAGCAGGGGGCGACCCCACUGGAUAAACCACGUGUAAGGGAGCAAAUAAGAAAGUCAGCCUUCUGUUAAGGGUAUUUUCCAUCUCAUUAGACAUUCUUUUUAGACUAAAACCGCCAGUAUAAAAACAGUAUGGCUAAGGCUGUUAUUCACUAGCUAUUAACAAGACAACCUACCAACCAGGUUAAAGAGUGUGACAGUCGUAUUUUAAAAUAUGGUUCCUUUUGAUGCAAACUAAUAAAGAGAGCCAAAAAGAGGCUUUUAAUUAGUAGUUUGCAGACAGAUUAACCAUAUCUGACUUGUCCAUGUUUCUGUGAUGUCACACAACACGUGGAGAAUUCAAAUGUUCAUUUAGACCUCAAAAUUGUGACAUUUCUUUUUAUCCUUUUCCAAUUAAGAAGAAAUGACAAAGAUCAGAUGUACUGAAAACCACAGAGAAAUCAGACCACAUUUCAUACAUUUAAAAGAAACGUAUUUAUAAAACCAGGCUGCACGAUGGCACAGGGGUUAGCGCUGUUGCCUCACAGCAAGAAGGUCAUGGCCCUUCUGUGUGGAGUUUGCAUGUUCUCCCUGUGCAUGUGUGGGUUCUCUGGC
Cheilinus undulatus (humphead wrasse) is the source of this 7092-nucleotide messenger RNA. RefSeq names its product sema domain, transmembrane domain (TM), and cytoplasmic domain, (semaphorin) 6E (gene sema6cb). NCBI's taxonomy places the organism in Eukaryota, Metazoa, Chordata, Actinopteri, Labriformes, Labridae. The transcript is spliced from 24 exons. Bases 788 to 4066 code for a protein of 1092 amino acids. The record is from RefSeq and is a predicted model, not a curated record. Gene Ontology annotation, biological process: positive regulation of cell migration; neural crest cell migration; negative regulation of axon extension involved in axon guidance. Gene Ontology annotation, molecular function: semaphorin receptor binding; chemorepellent activity.